This is a messenger RNA of Orbilia oligospora ATCC 24927, 1644 nucleotides long. RefSeq lists its product as uncharacterized. The coding region runs from base 1 to 1644 and encodes 547 amino acids. NCBI's taxonomy places the organism in Eukaryota, Fungi, Ascomycota, Orbiliomycetes, Orbiliales, Orbiliaceae. The transcript has 2 exons. The record is from RefSeq and is a predicted model, not a curated record.
AUGCGAACUUUAUCAACCAACCCAAGGAGGGCCGGGGUGGUUCUGGCAAUGGUCCCUGUCAUUGUUAACGCAGCGCCUGCAGCGACUGCUAUCCGCAGGCGAGACGACGACGACGAUGACGAUGACGACGACGAUGAUGAUGACGAUGACGACGAUGAUAAGAAGGAUAGGAAGGAUAAAUUCACAUCAAUCGACUUGGGUUUCAGCUUCACAACCAUUGAAGGGGCUAAGCCUAUCGAACCCACAUCUGCACCACCACCACGACAGACUCGACCUCCCAUAGAAGAAGGCCCACAGUUUGGAUCCGUAAAACCAUCACCUGAGGUUACUACUUCUUCACCUUCUGCCAAACCAACAACUGGUCCGCAAUUUGGUGCCGUACCUGGUGAAGAUGAGAAUGAAAGGGAACGAGAAACGACUAGCUCUCGACGUAGAACGACGACAACCACAACAACGUCGAUAGAGCCUGAAACCACUGAGCCUUCGAAUACUUCUCCUGAGAUUAACACUGCACUUCCUGGUGAAACAAAUGGAGCUAAUGCUUCGCCUACACCUCAAGUCGGUGAAUCGGCUGACCAUAUUCGUAUGGAAAUCGGUAUUGGUCUUGGUGUCCUUGGUUUCUUUCUCAUCCUGUCUGUCGCAAUCUUCCUUUGGCUCAAGCGUCGAAGAAGGGGCAAUGGUUCCAUGUGGGGCGCCGUUAAGAGCAUAGGCCGAAGCAGAAGGAAUGAAGACCGUGGUCCAAUCGAACCCAAUAUGUCGCAGACAUACGAAUCCCGUGCCAUGGGAGACCGUAAUGAAUGGCCAGCAGUUCCAGACGCCGCAAUCCUAAGCUAUGGCGAUGUUAAACGUCUCUCUGAAUCGAUGUCCGAUGAGAGCUUCACUUCCUUGAGACGUAAAUACACCAUCUCUAGAUCCAUUGAUAUCCCAGUAGCCAAACCGUCCCCGCCCCCACCCAGAGGACGAACUAGCAGUACCAGCAGUUACGUAACCAUGACUGUCGCCGGCCAUCUUCCUCACAUUUCCAGCUCGGGUUUCGACGAUUCCUUCCUUGAAAACAUCGAUGAACAUCCAAAUCAUACUUUCAGAGACCCCUUCGCAGACCCCUACUCCCCAACUACUUCGUCCAUGCCACCAGCUCCAUCACCACUCCGCUUCCCUGUCAAACCGAUUGCACCCAUCCAAACAGGUCGUGUCAGGGCAAUGCACAAGUACAAUGCCAGCGAUGAAACCCUCGAGUUAACCGAUCCUCGCAUCUUAAGCCCCGGUGGAAGACUUGUAAUCACAAACCGUUCACGAGAAGAUUCCGUUCCAUCUCUGCCACCAUCGCCGCCCAGAAAGAGGGGAAUGAUCAGGAACAGUGGCCACGUUAUUCCUCUUCCAUUGAGAGUUAACCGUGACCAGCCCCCAAGGUUCCCUUGGAACAACCGCGAGAGUGGCCUUAGUGUCAAUUCGGAGGCCCCAGCUCGUCAUCGUGGCGUCAAGAGCUGGGUGAAUCAUGAAGUUGAAAUCAGAGAACGUUACCCAUCGAACGAGGAGGUUGAUAGCCCGCGGUACGCUCAGAGCGAGGCAACAUUGUACAACAGAUUUAGUAUUAAUAGCGGGAUGGACACCAGGCGCACGGAGUAUGAGUACUACAGUCGUUAG